UUAAAAAAGGCUUCUUAAUUUAGAACACAUUUUCUUUGUGAAUACAUUUUAAUUUAAAUUUAAUUUUUUAAUAUAAAUUAACUCGAUUUAAAUUAUCUUAAUGUAGAUUACUCUUUUCGCAACUCAUCAUAAUCCGCUCUUAUUUGCAAACAUUAAGUUGAUCGAAUUAGAAACUAUUGACUAAAGUCUUGUGUCCAUGACAUUGAUGACACUAAAAAUCAGUAUGAACCUCGAACAGAGAAAAAGAAUGGAUCACUCGUAUUAGGCAUUAUGCGCGUUCACGCAUGAUGCGCAUGAAACGGAAUACAUUCUUCGCUAAAUUAGUCAAAUUUAUCAAAGAAUGUAAUUUAUUAAUUCUUUCUUCACCCAAAAUUUCGCAGCGAGAUUUUUAGCAUCGUAAACAUUAUAUUUCAAAAUUGCAAGUAAAACGCAGCUCCUAUUUUUUGAAUUGCAAUGCCCAGGAUAACCGCGAAAGAUCCUCAGAAAAAAAAAAUCGGAUUCGAUGACGAUCGUCGAGAGCAAGAGAUGCGUCCGGGUGAAGUCUUCAUCGGCCGUGAACACAUUAAAUAGGGUCGGUGGGACUUUCGUCCGUUUGCAAAACUUGCCAAACAACUGUCAAAAUCUCAAUACAAUUCAAGGAGACUAACGCCUUCAAUUUUCAACGAACGGGAAAUUAUAUUCAAUGGGAAGUUACAAGAGAAAAAUGAAAUAAAUCUAAUAAGAGAAUUAUUAUACUAAACUAAAGUAAAAUUAUGCUUAAAGCUUACAGCUUAAAGCUUCAAACAUAAUAAAACAAUUUGCAAAUUCUCAAUAAAACUUCAAGAUGUAACACAUACAUCCUUAAAGUAAAAUAGGUAUAUGUUUAAAAUUUAUAACGAGAAGAAAAAUUCCAAUUCGGACGAAAACAUAAAAAAUACUGCAAAUACUUUAAAAAAGUAUCUUCUCUGAUUAUGAAUAUCAUGAUUACACAAUUUCUUCUAAAAAUAUUUCAAUAGUUUAGUCGAAAAUCUUUAAUAUAUAAAUUGUGUUAUUUACAACCAUUAACAGCCAAGGGAAUAUAUUUACAAGCAUCUUUGCAAACAAAUUGAAUUUCCUUGUUCUCGCUUCAACCUCUAGAAUUAUUGUUGAAAGUCAUGAAAAGUCCGAUACUUGGCGUCUCAUAUGUUUAAAAUGCGUUAAGUAAACUGUAUCGUAAAAGGAGAAAAAUAUUGUUGAGGAAAAAAAAAAGAAAAAAAACUUCUAGACCUGUGAUCUCUCUCUACACCAAUAUUGUUCUGACAGUGAAACGAUCUGUGGUACACGCGGCUCUCACGCGAGCAAUGACUGAUGAUAAACAUUCGCAUGUACAUACGCGACACGUACUAAGGAUCAUAUCAUAUCAUAUUCGAACGACCUCUCUGCCGAUCGACAGUUUGUAACUGCUUUGCGAUCGAUUCGAAACGUAUUCUCUAAGAGAGUCUCUUAUUGUCUCUCGUAGCAGUCCUUUUCUUCUCGUGAUUCUAAUACCGGUGUAGUGCUUUCUCCGUAUUCACAAGAAUGAGUCAAAAAUUUCCGACGGUUGUCACGAAAAUCGAUGUGGCAUUAAAGAAGACCGAAUCAAAAGAACAGUACAAAAAGAAAAAGCAAACCUCGAGCAAAAAGAUGGACAAUACCGAGAAGAUGGCAGAGAAAGUAACAGAAACGCACAAUGCGGAAACUUCUCAAAGUGAUGAAACUACGCCUAAAAUGUCUGUCUUUAAUAAACCUGAAGAUCCUGAAGUUGCAGAAAUAUCCAAAAUGACUAUGUCCGAAGUAGAGUUUUACAUAAAAGAGGCUUCUCAAGACGCGGAAAUGCCAAAGACUACGUCCAAAAAAUCUACUUCCAGUAAGCCUGGUGAUUCUGAUAAAGCUGAAAAAUUAUGCCAAGUAUGCGAAGAUACGUCCAAAAUAUUCACCUCCAUGAAACUUGAUGCUUCUAAAGAUACGAAAAUAGAUCAAAUGCCCAAGAUUACAUCCGAAAAAUCUACUUCUGGCAAGCCUGAUGAGUCUGAUGAGACUAAAGAAGUACUCAAAGGUAUGUCCAAGAAAUCCAUCUCCACGAAACUUGAGAUUUCUAAGGAUUCGGAAGUAAGCAAAAUGCCCAAGACUACGUCCGAAAAAUCUGCUUCCAGCAAGCCUGAUGAUUCUGAUGAGAUUAAAAAAGAACUCGAAGAUAUGCCUAAGAAAUCCAUUUCCACGAAACUUGAAAUUUCUAAAGAUUCAGAAGUAAGCAAAAUGCCUAAGACUACGUCCGAAAAAUCUGCUUCCAACAAACCUGAUGAUUCUGAUAAGGCUAAAGAAGUAUGCGAAAUGCUCAAAGAUACGUCCAGAAUAUCCACCUCCACGAAACUUGAGGCUUCUAAAGAUAUGGAAAUAGAUCAAAUGUCCAAAACUACGUCCGAAAAAUCUACUUCCAUCAAGUCUGAUGACGAAGCUACAAAAGUAUGUCAAGUGGUUAAAGAUACAUCCGAAAAAUCCAAUUCUAUACAACUCGAGGCUUCUAAAGUUCUGGAAGAAAAUAUUACCAAAGUGCUCAAAAUUAUACCCGAAGAAACCACCUCUGUCUUUACGACUUAUUCACAGUUUCCACAUGCAUACUCAACGGUCAAGUUUAUGUCGAAAAAUUGCAAGGAUUUACAAUCUGAAGUUUGUAAAGAAAAAAAAUUUGAAGAAGUUCGAGAAGUAUCCAAAGAUACAUUCACAUCCAUUAAUCCUGAAAAUUCUAGUAUACCUGAAGUAUGCCAAAUGCCCACGACUAUAUCCGAUACUUCCACUUCCAAGGGAAAUAAAAUUGAAGAAGUCCGCCAAAUGUGCAGUAUGUCCAAAGUUUCCUUUAAGCCGUCUGAAAUUUUAAAUGAAUUCCAAAUGUGUAAACCUGUAUCCUUCCAAAGCCCCUCAGUCUCCACCGAAUUAAAAAAUCCUGAAGCUGUACAAUUACAUGAAACGUCCAAACCUACGAUGCAUACUUUUGAAUAUAAAGAUGAGAUGAAAUCUGCGAAAAAUAUUAUAGAUGAUAUAGAAAUGCUUACUGAAAAGUUUGAAAAAAAUCCUUUCAAGGCUAUGAUGCAAACAAUUGAGGAUGUAAAGGCAGAAAUGAUACCUAUCAGACAAUUAAUGCCGAAGAAAUCAGCUCGAGAGAUAAAUAUGUUACAACGUAAAUGUUGGCCGCCCAUUUAUGCGCCAAAUUUGGACGAACGUCCUCUGAUCUUGGCAACGCAACAUUUGGUACCCUCACUACCGAUCCAAUUCUUCGAGGUAUUCGCAGAAAUGAUCGAAGCUGCCCUGAAAAAGCCGGUCGUCUUAGUACACGAGUGCAAAAUCAACCGACCUAUUACGAAAUUCGUUGACAUAGCUGUCUUGCCAGCGCACGAAAAUUGGAAAGACGGUGAACUUUUACCUGUAAGCUUCGUCUUUGAACAUUAUUUGAAUAAGAACAAGUCACCAAAAGUAUAUGCUGACGUAAUCGUUGGAAAUGAUCGCAUUAAAAACCUCGCGGGUUUUCGAGGGCAUAGAUGCGCCAUUACGGAAAAUCGAGGCCAAUUCACCGCCGCCGGAGCGCUCUUCAAAGAGUUACACGUGAAAGGCGAAAACCUUUUAUUUUUUGGCCAUUUAAUCGAAGGACGCACAGAGCUCGAUGUACUGGAAAUGGUCGCCGACAAGCAAACAGAAAUAGGAGUUCUGGAAUCACCAGUGAUCAGAUGCCAUCAGCACAACAUACCCGGUGCGGAUUCUCUAAAUAUCCUCACUAGUUUGGGACCUAUACCACCAUAUCGCAUUAUGAUAAAAAAGACGCCAGAAGACAAUAAAAUGGCCGAAACGCUCACCAAAGAACUGAAGAAUGCAACUGAGCACAAGGAAUGGCUGGACAGAUUAUGGCCCUUCGGCUGCAUUGGUUUUGCCGAUAAUUCGAAGGAUAACUAUAAGGCUGAGAAACUUGUGAUAAGGACUGACAUACCUUAUUAUUAAAAUUAUUUUACAUCAUUCCUUAUAUCAAUUAUUUUACAUUAUUCCUUGGUUUUGUCUUUUUUAACAUUUUAUACAUAUACACAUGUACACAUUCUCUUUUUUGUUUCAUGUAAUAUGAUUCUUUAUUAAAUCUAAAUAAAUACAACGUGCAAAUUUUCC
Molecule: messenger RNA, 4143 nt
Organism: Monomorium pharaonis (pharaoh ant)
Lineage: Eukaryota; Metazoa; Arthropoda; Insecta; Hymenoptera; Formicidae
Exons: 7
Coding region: 1537-3984 (815 amino acids)
Source: RefSeq, a predicted model, not a curated record